This is a messenger RNA of Talaromyces rugulosus, 291 nucleotides long. RefSeq lists its product as uncharacterized. Gene Ontology annotation, molecular function: RNA binding. Lineage: Eukaryota; Fungi; Ascomycota; Eurotiomycetes; Eurotiales; Trichocomaceae. Gene Ontology annotation, cellular component: U4/U6 x U5 tri-snRNP complex; P-body; Lsm1-7-Pat1 complex. The transcript is spliced from 4 exons. Gene Ontology annotation, biological process: mRNA splicing, via spliceosome; P-body assembly. The coding region runs from base 1 to 291 and encodes 96 amino acids. The record is from RefSeq and is a predicted model, not a curated record.
AUGGCCGACACAGAGACAGGCGGCGCUUCCGUGUCGGAACCGUUGGAUCUUGUCCGGCUCUCGCUGGACGAGAUUGUCUUUGUCAAAUUGCGCGGUGAUAGGGAACUAAAAGGGCGGCUUCAUGCCUACGAUAGCCACUGCAACCUGGUGCUCGGCGACGUCGAGGAAACAAUUUAUGUGGUCGAGGAGGACGAGAACGAAGAAGAGACCGUCAAGACUCUAAGAAAACAAGAAGAAAUGCUGUUCGUCAGAGGUGACUCCGUUGUUCUCAUCUCACCGCAGACGUCAUGA